AGGAGGAUGGGGAAGAGGAGAAAGGAGGAGAGGAGGAUGGGGAAGAGGAGAAAGGAGGAGAGGAGGAUGAGGAAGAGGAGAAAGGAGGAGAAGACACUUAAAGAUCUACAUGAGGAUGAGGAAGAGGAGGAUGGGGGAAAGGAGGAGAGGAGGAUGGGGAAGAGGAGAAAGGAGGAGAGGAGGAUGAGGAAGAGGAGAAAGAGGAAGAGGAGAAAGGAGGAGGAGAGGAGAAAGGAGGAGGAGAGGAGGCGACACUUAAAGAUCUACAGGAGGAAAGAGAGGGAGAGGGAGAGGGAGAGGAGGGAGAGGGAGAGAGGAGAGGGAGAGGAG
Messenger RNA from Oncorhynchus masou masou (cherry salmon), 330 nucleotides. RefSeq lists its product as uncharacterized. NCBI's taxonomy places the organism in Eukaryota, Metazoa, Chordata, Actinopteri, Salmoniformes, Salmonidae. The record is from RefSeq and is a predicted model, not a curated record. The transcript has 4 exons. The annotation marks the transcript as partial.